UGUCGCGACAGCAAACGCGCGUUCCGCUUAAGCUUUUAAUGCUAAUUUUUCUUGACUGCAACUUGUGUGUGCGAGUGUUAGUGUGUGUGUGUCUAUGAAUGUGCGUUAGUGUGCGCAUGCGCAACUGUUUUUGAAGCAGACGGCGCUUGAGUUUCGUCACGUUCGCUUUUAAAUCAUUGAGAACAUAACAUUUGGUGCAACGGUAAUUGGGAAUUCAAUUGUUUUUGACAGUUGUUGCAUUUUUGUGAUAUACCUAAGUCGUAGCCAUGGCUGUCAAAUGCGCCCUGAUGGCGCUAUCGAUGCUGCUGCUGCUCCUGGCACUGGCCACUGCCUAUGAUCACACACUGAAGCUGGACUUCCCGGGUCCGUAUUGUGCGCGACAGAACACAUGCUGCAAGGAUCGGCGUGACGGCUGCUCGAUGCCCAUCUCAACUACACUUUGCUACUGUGAUGAGUUCUGCGAUCGCGAUGACUCCGGCGAUUGCUGUCCGGAUUAUCGCUCCUUCUGCUUCAAUGAACCGGAUCCGGUGUUGAGCUGCCUGCACAACGGCAUCUACUUCCACAAGUACAACACCACAUUCGAUAACUGCAACGAGUGCCGUUGCCUCGAUGGCGGCGUCGUUCAGUGCGACACUGAUCUCUGUCUGACCGACGACGAGCUCGUCCACAGCGUCAACUCCAUCCACGAACUCGGCUGGUCGGCGCGCAAAUACGACGAGUGGUGGGGACGCAAGUACAGCGAGGGUCUGCGUCUGCGUCUGGGCACCAAGGAACCCACUUAUCGUGUGAAGGCCAUGACCCGUUUGUCCAAUCCGGCCAACGACUUGCCAAAUCAAUUCAAUGCGGUCGAGAAGUGGUCCAGCUACAUUUCCGAUGUGCCCGAUCAGGGCUGGUGCGGUUCCUCAUGGGUGCUGUCCACCACCUCGGUGGCAUCCGAUCGCUUUGCCAUCCAGAGUCAAGGCAAGGAGAUCGUUCAGCUGUCGCCGCAGAACAUCCUGUCGUGCACACGUCGCCAGCAGGGCUGCGAGGGCGGACACCUGGAUGCAGCCUGGCGUUAUCUGCACAAGAAGGGCGUCGUCGAUGAGCAGUGUUAUCCCUACACACAGCAGCGCGGCAGCUGCAAGAUUCGUCACAACAGCCGCUCGCUGAAGGCCAACGGCUGUCGGGCCGCCACGGGUGUGAAUCGUGAUAACUUCUACACCGUUGGCCCCGCCUACAGUCUGAGUCGGGAGGCUGACAUCAUGGCCGAGAUCUAUCACUCGGGACCCGUGCAGGCCACCAUGCGCAUCUACAGGGAUUUCUUCUCGUACUCAGGUGGUGUCUAUCACCAGACAGCCGCCAAUCGUGGCGCACCCACUGGCUUCCACUCGGUGAAACUUGUGGGCUGGGGCGAGGAGCAUGAUGGUGUUAAGUACUGGAUCGCGGCCAAUUCGUGGGGUCCUUGGUGGGGCGAACAUGGCUAUUUCCGCAUUCAACGUGGCCGCAAUGAGUGCGGCAUCGAGGAGUAUGUGCUGGCUUCGUGGCCAGAUGUGUACAACUAUUUCCGCACAAAGUCGGCAUAAGUUGUUACCGAAGAAGAGAGCAAGAAAUUAAGCUCACGUAAUCUCUCGAGCUUUGCAGUGACGAACAAUUUUUAUCUCAUGUUUCAAAAUUUUCCAUUUUGCUCCGGCACUGAAAGUGAAUUAGGCGCUUCUAAUUGUAAAUUUAUGCUAGAUCUUAGGUACUAAUAAAAAAACAAAAACAAUGAUUAGCUUUAA
Messenger RNA from Drosophila albomicans, 1757 nucleotides. RefSeq names its product tubulointerstitial nephritis antigen-like (gene Swim). Gene Ontology annotation, molecular function: cysteine-type peptidase activity. The record is from RefSeq and is a predicted model, not a curated record. Lineage: Eukaryota; Metazoa; Arthropoda; Insecta; Diptera; Drosophilidae. Gene Ontology annotation, biological process: proteolysis. The coding region runs from base 267 to 1562 and encodes 431 amino acids. The transcript has 4 exons. Gene Ontology annotation, cellular component: lysosome.